AUUAGCAGGUAGGGCGAUAUUCAGUUUUUGGACGUGGCUCGCCGUUAAUAGAGCUCCCAAAAUAAACGCACAAUAGUACGGACAAUAGCUCAGCUUCCGACGCCUCCGUAUCAACGUAUCAAACACACAGAAAUGGAUUUCUACUACAGACCCGGAUCUGCCCCCUGUCGUUCGGUUCUUAUGACAGCCAAGGCCAUUGGCGUGGAAUUCGACAAGAAGAUCAUCCUCAACACCCGUGCCGGGGAUCAGUUCAAGCCGGAAUAUCUGAAGAUCAAUCCACAGCACACGAUUCCGACAUUGCACGACAAUGGCUUUGCCCUGUGGGAGUCGCGUGCCAUUAUGGUGUAUCUCGUGCAGAAGUAUGCCAAGGAUGACAGGCUCUUUCCCAAGGACGUGCAGAAGCAGGCACUGAUCAAUCAGCGUCUGUACUUCGAUAUGGACACGCUCUACAAGAGCUUUGCCGAAUACUACUACCCGCAGAUCUUCCGCAAAGAGGCGCCCAACGCGGACCUCUACAAGAAAAUCGAAUCUGCCUUUGAGCUCUUCAAUACGUUCCUCGAUGGGCAAACCUAUGCAGCGGGGGACUACAGCCUGGCUGACAUUGCGCUCCUGGCCAGUGUGUCCACCUUCGAUGUGGCCGGCUUUGACUACAAGCGGUAUGCCAAUGUGGCCAAGUGGUACGAGCACGUCAAGGAGCUGACACCCGGCUGGGUGAUCAAUUGGACGGGAUGCCUGGAGUUCCGCAAAUACUUUGACAACUGAUCAACUGAUCGAUCGAUCGUUCAUUAAUUCGAUUCCUUUUUUUAUUGCACUUGGUUCUUGAUUCUUAGUAGUAGUAAUAAACAUCUAAGCUAAA
Molecule: messenger RNA, 856 nt
Organism: Drosophila obscura
Lineage: Eukaryota; Metazoa; Arthropoda; Insecta; Diptera; Drosophilidae
Product: glutathione S-transferase 1-1-like
Exons: 2
Coding region: 133-762 (209 amino acids)
Biological process (GO): glutathione metabolic process
Molecular function (GO): glutathione transferase activity
Source: RefSeq, a predicted model, not a curated record